Molecule: messenger RNA, 2070 nt
Organism: Cannabis sativa
Lineage: Eukaryota; Viridiplantae; Streptophyta; Magnoliopsida; Rosales; Cannabaceae
Exons: 6
Coding region: 1-2070 (689 amino acids)
Source: RefSeq, a predicted model, not a curated record
AUGAGGCUUAGGAGCGAAAGGAGUUAUGCUAGAAACAGAGGGCCAGGAUUUCUUGGCUCAAGGAAGGGGAUAAAUGCUCAAAGUUUUUCUUCCUUUUCGCGGCUAUCAAAGGGAGACGGAAUGCUAUUGAAAGGAAUUUUCUCGGGUACAAGCGUCGGUAAUGAUUUCAAUAGCAGCUACCUUAUUAAAGAUAGGAUCUCUAUUGCUGACCAAGCUGACCUGGUUCAUUGUCCUUCUCAUGAGGAAAUUCGUAGUACUCUGUUUGCCAUGAGUAACAAUAAGGUUCCGGGACCAGAUGGGAUGUCCGUUCUUUUCUUCAAGCACUAUUGGGAAACUGUGGGAAGAAUGCAUAAGGGUGUCAAUGCUACGAAUAUUGUGCUUAUCCCCAAGGUUCAAAAGUUGAAAAGAACCAACCAGUACAGGCCUAUCUCCCUGUGUAACGUUAUGUAUAAGGUCAUCUCUAAAAUCAUUGCCCAUAGAAUUAAGCCCCUUCUCCCUUCCCUUAUUUGUCCUACCCAAGCAGCUUUUGUCCCAAGAAGGAACAUUCAGGACAAUAAUGUGAUUAUCCAAGAAAUCAUCCACUCCUUCAACAGGAAAAAAGGAAAAGAAGGUUUCUUUGCCAUAAAAAUUGACCUUAUGAAAGCGUAUGACAAGUUGAGUUGGAACUUUAUUGACCAGUUUAGUAAAAUUAUACCCUCAUGUGGCCUUCGCCAGGGCAACCCUUUAUCCCCUUACCUCUUUAUUUGUGCAGCGGAAAUUCUGUUCAGACUUCUGAUUGACGCCCAAGACAAUGGCUCUAUUAAGGACAUUAAGCUCAGUAGAGGGGCCCCGGUUAUCUCUCAUAUCUUCUUUACGGAUGAUUUAGUCUUGGUGGGAAGAGCGAACAUGGAGGAAGUCAAAGGUUACUGGCAUUGUCUUGAGAGAGGUAUUAAAGAGGCUUUGGGAUUGAGCUCUCCGGAAGGUAACAUCAAAUAUUUGGGGCUACCUUUAUUUAGAUCCACGCAAAAGGAUGCAGAUUUCAACUUUAUCUUGGAUAAUCUCACUUCUAAACUUCAGGGCUGGAAAGCUAAGACUCUGUCUAAAGCAGGUCGUGCAACCCUUAUAAAGUCUGUGGGCUUGUCGUUGCCUAUGCUAUGCAAACAACUAAGCUUUCGAACCGUCUUGUUUUGGAAAAGUGUGGUAAGAGCCAUCCCCAUUUUAAAAAAAGGAGCAUGCAAGGUGGUGGUGAGUGGCAAGGAUACUAAGGUCUGGGAGGACCCUUGGAUAGCUCAUAAGAAAGAUUUAUGUCCUCGUGCUAAUGGUUCCUCCACUUGUGAAGUGGAUAAAGUGGCUGAGCUAUUGAUAGAUAAUGGCAGCUGGAACAUCCUAAAUAGUCUCUUUGACAAGGAGACUGUUUCUGCAAUCCUGAAAGGGGGUAAUCUGUCUGGCCAGGGUGAUGAUAGAUGGAUUUGGACUUCAGAAAAUAAUGGUAAAUUCACGAGCAACUCUGCCUACCUAGCCCUAGCUGUUGAUAGGACUCCCACUUGUGACGUUGCUCCUUCACUUUGGAAUAAGCUAUGGAAUUGUAAGAUCAUUGAAAGAAUGAAGACCCUCUGGCGGUGUCUCCUGUCCAAGGCAAUCCCUAUGCGAGUUGAGAUCUGUAAAAGGUUUUCUAUUGAGGAUGUUACUUGUCCCCUUUGUAGGAUAGAGAAUGAAUCUAUUGAACAUCUUUUUCUCUCCUGUAACGUGGCUUUCCACUUGUGGAGGUCUUCUCCUUGGGGUAUUUAUCCAGUUUGUGGCACUGGAAUUCGAUUAUGGAACUGGAUCAAAUUCAUAUGGGACUUUAAAAAGAAGGGCACUAAUGUCGAUGAGGUGUUCCUUUAUGCCUCGCUAAACAUGGACACUAUAUGGCGGACUCAAAACAAAAAGGUACAUAAUAAUGGUCAGGUUGAUGUUUAUAAAUGUAUUAACAAUAUUCGUUCCUCUUUUGCAGUUCACUAUGCUUCUUUGAUCCCUUAUGCACCUAUGCGUUGGUUGGAUGCCUGUUGCCCUCCCCCUCAAGACUGGUUGAAGCUUAAUUGUGAUGUUUAA